AUGGCGGUUUCAGGGUCUAUCAUUGGGUUGAACCCAUCUAUCUCCCCAUGCCUCACAGCUCCAAAGCUUCAACAUAGUGCAAGAAAACAGUUCUGUGUGAGAGCUUCUGCUACUGGUUCAGAUGGUGAGGAAGGGAAGAUGAUGAUGUGGAAAGGGAAAGAUGGUUGGAAGAUUGAUUUCUCCGGAGAAAAGCCACCCACGCCAUUACUGGAUACUAUCAAUUAUCCAAUCCACAUGAAGAACCUCUCCACACAGGAUCUUGAACAACUAGCUGCAGAGCUUAGAGCAGAUAUUGUAUUCACUGUGGCAAAGACAGGUGGACAUUUAAGUGCAAGCUUGGGAGUAGUGGAUUUGGCUGUGGCUCUGCAUCAUGUUUUCAACACUCCUGAUGACAGAAUCAUAUGGGAUGUUGGUCAUCAGGCAUACCCCCACAAAAUUUUGACAGGGAGGAGGUCUAAGAUGCACACCAUUAGAAAAACUUCAGGGCUAGCAGGGUUUCCAAAGAGGGAUGAGAGUAUAUAUGAUGCUUUUGGUGCAGGGCAUAGUUCUACUAGCAUCUCUGCUGGUUUAGGUAUGGCAGUGGCAAGAGAUCUUUUAGGGAAGAACAACAAUGUAAUUUCUGUGAUUGGGGAUGGAGCCAUGACUGCAGGACAAGCAUAUGAGGCCAUGAACAAUGCAGGUUUCCUUGAUUCUAACCUGAUUGUCGUGUUGAAUGACAAUAAGCAGGUCUCUUUACCAACUGCUACUCUUGAUGGCCCUGCAACUCCUGUUGGAGCCCUCAGCAGUGCUUUGAGCAAGCUUCAGGCAAGCCCCAAGUUCCGAAAACUUCGUGAAGCUGCAAAACGAUCUGAUUCUGAUUUUACCUGUGGAAAGAGUAUCACAAAGCAAAUUGGACCGCAAGCACACGAAGUUGCAGCAAAAGUAGAUGAAUAUGCAAGGGGUAUGCUUAGUGCUCCUGGGUCUACUCUGUUUGAGGAGCUCGGACUAUACUACAUUGGACCAGUAGAUGGGCACAAUAUUGAAGACUUGGUAACCAUUUUCGAAAAAGUAAAAGCCAUGCCUGCACCAGGACCAGUUCUGAUUCACAUUGUGACAGAGAAAGGAAAGGGGUAUCCCCCAGCUGAGGCUGCAGCUGACAAAAUGCAUGGGGUUGUGAAGUUCGAUCCACACACGGGAAAGCAAUCUAAGCCGAAAUCUUCUACACUUUCAUAUACUCGGUACUUCGCCGAAUCACUGAUAAAAGAAGCCGAGGUAGAUAACAGGAUUGUAGGCAUCCAUGCAGCAAUGGGUGGAGGGACUGGCCUCAAUUAUUUCCAGAAAAAGUUUCCAGAUCGCUGUUUCGAUGUGGGUAUUGCAGAGCAACAUGCUGUUACUUUCGCAGCUGGUUUAGCCACAGAAGGUCUUAAACCAUUCUGUGCAAUUUAUUCAUCAUUCCUGCAACGAGGCUAUGAUCAGGUGGUGCACGACGUAGAUCUUCAGAAAUUACCUGUCCGCUUUGCAAUGGAUCGAGCUGGUUUGGUUGGUGCAGAUGGACCAACUCACUGUGGAGCAUUUGAUGUUGCUUAUAUGGCUUGCUUGCCCAACAUGGUGGUCAUGGCUCCAUCUGAUGAAACAGAGCUGAUGCACAUGGUUGCGACAGCAGCAGCCAUUGAUGACAGACCAAGCUGCUUCAGAUUUCCGAGGGGCAAUGGAAUAGGAGCAGUUCUUCCUCCUAAUAACAAAGGAACGCCUCUUGAGAUAGGGAAGGGAAGAAUACUAAUGGAAGGCAGUAGAGUUGCGAUUUUGGGAUAUGGCGCAAUUGUGCAACAAUGCCUGGAAGCUGCAGGGUUGCUCAAAACCCAUAAUAUAGCUGCAACAGUAGCUGACGCAAGGUUCUGCAAACCACUGGAUGCAGAACUUAUCAAGAGAUUGGCCAAUGAACAUGAAAUCUUAAUUACAGUGGAGGAAGGUUCUAUUGGAGGGUUUGGAUCUCAUGUAUCUCACUUCCUAAGCUUAAGUGGUAUUCUAGAUGGACCUCUCAAGUUGAGAGCAAUGGUACUUCCUGAUAGAUAUAUAGACCAUGGAUCACCCCAAGAUCAGAUUGAAGAAGCAGGUCUUUCUUCUAGACACAUAAGCUCAACAGUGUUAUCACUAUUGGGGAGGACCAAGGAAGCUCUUAAAUUGAAGUAAAUCCACAAAGUAAAGCAUACGCCUUUCUAUUUGCGAAAAAUUUAUUACAAAUUUUUCGAUGGUUUUGUAUUGGUUUCGCAGGGAUAGUAAAGAUAGAGAACCCAACUCAAAAAGGCUUAUUAUCUUUGGUGUUUUGAAAGGACUAUAAUCCUAGAGUCAUAGGAAAUCUUAACUCAAUUUCCAAUAUGAUAUUGCAAGAUUAUUUCGGGGAAUUGAAAUGAACUGUGCAAGGAAUAAUUUUUCUGUAUCUCCUUUUGUAAUUCC
Ilex paraguariensis (yerba mate) is the source of this 2433-nucleotide messenger RNA. The record is from the annotation of a GenBank genome assembly. NCBI's taxonomy places the organism in Eukaryota, Viridiplantae, Streptophyta, Magnoliopsida, Aquifoliales, Aquifoliaceae.